UGUUUAGAGUUGGCUACUGCAAAAGGUCAAAAACAAGCAACUGAUAAAUUUAAAAAAUGUAAUAUUAACUUUGAGUCAAUAUUCGAUGUAAAACGGCUACAAAAACGAUUUCUUGAAUCUGACAAUUUCUGA
Racocetra persica is the source of this 132-nucleotide messenger RNA. The record is from the annotation of a GenBank genome assembly. NCBI's taxonomy places the organism in Eukaryota, Fungi, Glomeromycota, Glomeromycetes, Diversisporales, Gigasporaceae.